AUGGCCACCCUCUCCGAUGAGACUCUGCGAAAGGUCCUCUCCUCAUCCAAUUACCCACCGCAAGCUACGGCCGUACAGUCCCAAAGGGCGCUCAAUCUUUCCAAGCAGCAGAUCGCGGCCAAAGAACGCGAGCGGCGCAUCUUGCAACUGACAAUUGAGGAGAUUACCUCCCUCAAGGAAGAUGUCAACCUAUACAAGGGUGUAGGAAAGAUGUUCAUGAUGGUUCCACGUCCUACCAUGGAGAAAGAGCUGAAAGGGGAGGAGAAGGACCUCACCGAUGACAUCAACAAUCUGGCCAAGAAGUCAAAAUAUUUGGAGAAACAAUUCAACGACGCGCAAGGGCAGCUCCGCGAUAUCUUCCAUAAUUCAUCCUCUCAACAGUAG
Molecule: messenger RNA, 384 nt
Organism: Postia placenta MAD-698-R-SB12
Lineage: Eukaryota; Fungi; Basidiomycota; Agaricomycetes; Polyporales; Adustoporiaceae
Exons: 5
Coding region: 1-384 (127 amino acids)
Biological process (GO): protein folding
Cellular component (GO): cytoplasm; prefoldin complex
Molecular function (GO): protein folding chaperone
Source: RefSeq, a predicted model, not a curated record